Messenger RNA from Didymodactylos carnosus, 489 nucleotides. Lineage: Eukaryota; Metazoa; Rotifera; Eurotatoria; Philodinida; Philodinidae. The record is from the annotation of a GenBank genome assembly.
AUGCACCUUAAAACGCACGAAAAUUCAAAUUUAAAAGAAGUUAUUUUAUUUCAAUUUUCUAACCUAAUUAGCUAUUCAAAAAUUUCAAAACGUAUAUCAGUGGAUAAAGAAUUACAUUAUCUACAAAAUGCACUAUUAACUUUGCACAUUCGACAUGAUCUAGAAGGACAAGUAAAUAAACCAAAAGAAGAAAUGACUCCAGAAGAACAAAGUUUUUAUUAUUUUAAAUUACAUGAUACAAACAAUGAUAAUCAAUUAGAUGGUUUGGAAGUUAUAUCGGCUUUCAAUCAUGUUCACGACGAUGAUGUAACUAUGGGUAAUAGUACUAAUCUGAACCAGACGUCACCCACGCCUGCCACUCGGUUGGCCGAUGAAGAAUUAAUACGUUUAGUUGAUGAUAUUCUGAAAGAAGAAGAUGAUAAUCAAGACGGCUUUAUAUCUUAUCAGGAGUUUAAACGAUCUGUUGAAGACCAAGGAACACACAAAUAA